This is a messenger RNA of Gekko japonicus, 702 nucleotides long. RefSeq names its product insulinoma-associated 2 (gene INSM2). Gene Ontology annotation, biological process: regulation of cell cycle process; negative regulation of transcription by RNA polymerase II; neuron differentiation. The transcript is spliced from 3 exons. The record is from RefSeq and is a predicted model, not a curated record. Bases 1 to 702 code for a protein of 233 amino acids. Gene Ontology annotation, molecular function: DNA-binding transcription repressor activity, RNA polymerase II-specific; RNA polymerase II cis-regulatory region sequence-specific DNA binding. Gene Ontology annotation, cellular component: nucleus; transcription repressor complex. Lineage: Eukaryota; Metazoa; Chordata; Lepidosauria; Squamata; Gekkonidae.
AUGCCGCGGGGCUUCCUGGUCAAGCGGAGCAGGCGGCCCGGCGGCUCCUACCGGCUGCGUCCUCCGGCUGCCCUCCCGAAGGAGGCGCCCCUCAGCCCCGCGCCCGCAGCCGAGCCCCGGCGCCGGCAGCAACCUGACGCCCCGCCGACGCGGCCGCCCCGCGCCAAGGCGCCCCAUCCGGCGUCGGCGGCGGCGUCGGCGAAGAAGCCCAAGGCGGCGCGCAAGCUGAGCUUCGCCGACGAGGUGACGACGUCUCCCGUGCUGGGCUUGCGGAUCAAGGCUGCGCCCGAGGGAGGCUGCGAGGCGGGCCCGCCGCUGCUGCUGGGCGAGUUCGUCUGCCAGCUGUGCAAGGAGCCCUACGCCGACCCCCUGGCCCUGGCCCAGCACCGCUGCUCGCGGAUCGUGCGCGUCGAGUACCGCUGCCCGGAGUGCCACAAGAUCUUCAGCUGCCCGGCCAACCUGGCCUCCCACCGACGCUGGCACAAGCCGCGCCCGCCCGCCGCCCCUGCCGAGCUGCUCCUGCCCCUCGGCCCGCCCGACGGCGCCGCGGCCCCCGGCGGCGAGCAGCAGAUCUUCUCCUGCAAGCACUGCCCCGCCACCUUCUUCAGCUCGCCCGGCCUCACCCGCCACACCAACAAGUGCCACCCCUCGGAGAACAGGCAGGUCCUCCUCCUCCAGAUGCCCCUCCGGCCCGGCUGCUAG